This is a messenger RNA of Bathycoccus prasinos, 2043 nucleotides long. RefSeq lists its product with no specific name. Bases 1 to 2043 code for a protein of 680 amino acids. Gene Ontology annotation, biological process: GPI anchor biosynthetic process. NCBI's taxonomy places the organism in Eukaryota, Viridiplantae, Chlorophyta, Mamiellophyceae, Mamiellales, Bathycoccaceae. The record is from RefSeq and is a predicted model, not a curated record. The transcript has a single exon. Gene Ontology annotation, cellular component: membrane.
AUGGAUGCGCGUCAAACAUCACGUCGUCGUCGGUCAAACGCGAACGCCUCCUCUUCUUUCCUUUCUUCGACUGAAAAUAAAACAAAGACAACCACACCGAGAAGACGAGACGCGAAAAUGAUGAUGCGAAUAUUCUAUCCCUCGGAGUAUUUCGAAGAAGAAGACGAAGAAAAAGAAGUUUACGGUUGGAUAUUUCGAAGCGAUGAUGGAUUUAUGGAUACAGACGAUACAGACGAGGACGAACAGAGGAGAGGAGAAAAACGAGAGAUUUGGAACUGCGUGGUGAGCGAAAUUGGCGCGAAGAAGAUUACCUUCGAUUCCUCUUCUUCUUCUUCUUCUUCUCAACUCUCCGAGGAUGAUGAUGAUGAUGAUGAUGAUGCCGUUCUGCGAAUUUUGUUCCCACGACGAAACCACAAGAAAGAAACCAUUAAGAGGAACGUUAUUAAAGUCAUCGAGGCGAAACGAAUAGGCAAAAUAAUAUUUAGAAACGACGAUAUCGAUAUCGAUGAGCAUAAAGAGUACAACAAUAAGAACGACGAGAACGACAACGACGACGCAAACGACGCCGAAGUUUAUUUCGUGACUUUUCGCUUAAAAGCGUGUUCCCACCGCGUGCCGUUCUCGGUGAGCGUCGUCGACUCGAAGGGACGAAAGAGAGAGUUUGACGACAUAUUGUUCGUUUCGGUCGCUCGCGAGGCCAUCGACGCGACGACGAAUAAUAGUAACGCGCAUGAGAGUGAUAACAGUCGUCGUUCUCAGCACACAGAGGUAAAAAGAACGGGGCUAGAUGCAAUCGUCAAGGUGCUGUCUUUGUCUUCCUUGGCGUCCUACGAACGACAGCAAAAAAAAGCGAGGAAAAGUAAAAAAGGAACGAGCAACAACGCUUUCCUCACCUCGAUUUCCUCCGCAUUCCUCUCGCCGGUGCAUAAAGUCUUGGACGAGUACGAGUUUGUGCCGUAUUUUUCCGGAAGUGGGAAAGGAAACAGUAGCUGGAAAGAUGGCAAAUUGAAACGGAAACCAAUAUCUGGCGUGAGCAUCAGCUCGCGUUUGCUCGCGACGCGCGUAGCGAUACUGUUACGACGACGUGUAUAUCAGGCGCCUAUGCUCAAAUCGAUAGUCGCGUUUGCAUUCGAUGUUUUCCUCGCGCGAGCAUGUUUCGCGCGAAUAGCAUCCCGGGUUCAAAUGAUGUCUUCCGGGUUCAUCAACGGCGACUAUUUAAUUCGCAACGCGAAUUGGCUCGCCAAAGGUGACCCGUUGGGGGUCAAGCUUCACUUACCGUUGAGUCGAACGUUGAGUGGGUUAGCCAUAGUACUUGCGGAGGGAUACGCCUCCGUUUUAGGCGUUCGAUUCGAUACCAUCGUCCGAAAUAUCGAUGAACGUCUGUGGUUCCUCGGUCUCACGACGCAACUCGCGUUUUUAUCCGACUGCAUGUUCCUAUUCACCUCGCACGCCGCCGCGUUGCACGUGUAUUCGAGUUUACUCAUCACCGCUCAAGUUGCGUUUGGAAAAUUUUGUUACGAGGCUGGUUUCGGUCGUCCCUUGCAACGACGGAAAGAAGAGGAACACACCACGAAGAGACAGUCCACGGAAAGUCUCGUGUUUGGUGUUCUUUUCGUGCCACCCAUUUUCCUCUUCUUCCCGACGACGUUUGCGUAUUUUGCGAGCUACUUGGUCUUACACGCGGCUGCGUUGUUGGUGCGAGCGAUGGUGGUAUUUCUAGUUUCUUCGCUGGAGAGCAUUAAAAUAUAUUUUGUUGAGGAUGGUUCUUUUGACGAGGAUGAUGGAAUAAUAGUGUUAUUCAGAGCGGUAACAGUUUUGGGGGAAACGCAAAAGCUCGUUAAAUUGGUACAACAAAAACAGUCAAGAAGAGGGAAAAAAUUUCUACGAAAAUAUUGCAAACACGUCGUUCAGUUUUGGUGGGGUUUUGAGAGGUUCGAGAAGAACAACAACAACAAUUAUGGGUUCAUGGGUUCGUGCGUGAACGCUUUGCGUUGCUUUGGUCGAUUACCGGUGGCGUCGUUGAAACCUUUUUUUGAAGUUUGA